Molecule: messenger RNA, 1431 nt
Organism: Beta vulgaris subsp. vulgaris (sugar beet)
Lineage: Eukaryota; Viridiplantae; Streptophyta; Magnoliopsida; Caryophyllales; Amaranthaceae
Exons: 5
Coding region: 1-1431 (476 amino acids)
Source: RefSeq, a predicted model, not a curated record
AUGGGGGCUAUUACAGCUUUUGUGUACUAUGGUGGGGAAUGGGGCAUCCCCAUCGUGCCCCCGUCAGACGAGCCAAACCACUGUUUGAAUUUCAAGGUGCCUGAGCUAUCCGACGAGGAAGCUGUGGCCGCUAUUUACUUUCAGUUGGAGGCUAAGAUAGUCGAUGGUGGCGAGGUGUUUGUAGCGGGGAACUGGCCCCCGAGCUGCAAAUUGUUCAAGGACGAGCAUUUCUUGGCGGCCUUCGGCUUGAGUCCGGCCUUUCCUAAGGAAGCCUCUCUAGCUUUCCUUAAAGAAAUCGACCAAGACAUGGCCGAGCGACUAACCUCUGCUGCUCUGAAGGCGGCUCGGAUUAAGGCCGAGAUGAAGGCCAACAAGAUCAACAAGCCUUCCAAGCCAAAGGAUCCUUCCAAUCCCAUGCCGAGGAAGCGCAAGGAGCGCACUGAGGAGAGGGUGGAGAUGACGGAGAAGGCCCCGGCGAAGGCCCGAGCCGAGAAGGAGGCCUUGGCCAAGAAGGCAAGGCAAGAGCCUUCUGUAGAGGUGAACAGCCCCCGCCCGGCUUCUGGGGAUGAAGGGACACACAUUUCCCUUCACCCAGAGGAUUUCGAGCCGGUGCGAAGUCCAAGCCAUGUACAGGGGACCUCUCACACCGAGCAGGCCCUAUCCGAGGCGCCGAUCCCGUUUACCGAGAUGUCCAAGUCGGACAAAAGGCAGAGGAUCGCCAGUGCCUUGGAGAUACUGUUUUCCAUCCGGAUGACCAAAGUAGCCGAGGACCGGCUCACACUGGUGCAGGAGGUUCAGAGCCUGAAGGAGGCGGCUCGGAAGCACUUUGAUGAAGUUUAUCAGGCCAAGGAGGCUAAGCGUCUGGCCGAGCUCCGCUUGGAGGAGGCCAACAAAAAAAUUGAUAAGGGCGAGGCGACCUGGAAGCAAGAGAGGGAAGACUGGAAGGUCGAAAGGACCAACCUUUCUCUUGCCAAAGAAAACGCUGAGUCCGCCAAAGUUACGGCCGAGACCAAGCAAGCUCAGGCCGAGAAGGAUUUGGAAGAGGUCCGGCUCAAACUCUCCGCGGCUGAGGCUCAACUAAAAGAAGCCCAAGCGGCCGCUUCUCGCUCUCAGGAGGAGUGGUUCAAUGCCUGGCAAAAGUCGGACGACUGUACUGACUUCUGCGCCGAGGUGGGCCAAUCCUCCCAUAAGAUGGGCGAGGACGAGGCGCUUUCUAGGCUAAGGGAAGCCUUGGCUGAUUCCUGUCCUGAGGCUGACUGGAAUUCAGUCUGGUCUCGCUACCAGGAGUUGUCUGAGGCCGAGGCAGCUGAGAUUAAAGCCAAAAUGGCUGAGGAGAUGAGCUCGGACAGCGACACUGAUGGUGAUGAAGAAGAUGCUGGAAGCACCGAGCCACCUCCUCCAGAGCAACCUGCCACCGGUCCUUCUACUUAG